CACCAUUCAAACCCUCGCCCCAUUCCUCCCCUCUCGCUAUCCGCUCUCUGCCAGUGCCUACCGAAGUUUUUCGAUUUCGAAACCCUAACAACGAAUCUCUCUCGAGCUUCCGUUCGAUUCAAUCUCCUAUCGCUCUCUCUCAAUCGCUCUCUGUCUGCCUCUCUCUGUCAACUCUCUUUCACCUCCUCAUCCCUCAAUCUCCAAACGAUCCUCUCUCAUUGACCGUCCGAUGGCUGAAGGCAAGCUUGAUCUUCCCGAUGAUCUUCUCUCCUCCAAGCCCUCUGAUCAUUCUUGGACCUCUAAAGUCAUGACAGUGGACGCUUCUGGAGGGAAUGGUGAAGACAAGAUGAUCGGUUAUGAUUCCAAAGAUCAAGCAGCUUUGGACAACAGCAUUCCCCUGUCUCCUCAGUGGCUUUAUUCUAAACCAGGCGAUAGUAAGAUGGAAAUGCGGGCACCAAGUUCUCUCUCCCUUGGGAGUUCUGCUGACUCGGGUUUGAAGGAGGCUUGGCGUGCGGAUGGAUCUGAUGACAAGAAAGAUUGGAGGAAGUCUGGAAGUGAGACAGAAAGCGGGCGUCGCUGGCGUGAAGAAGAAAGAGAAACAGGAUUACUUGGCAGCAGAAGAGAGCGCAGGAAAACCGAUCGCCGUGCUGAUGUGGCGUCUGAUAACAGAGCUCCUUCCUCUGACAAGUGGCUUGAUGUGGGUAACCGUAAUUCUGGGAACGAGGCAAGGCGUGAUAGCAAAUGGUCAUCCAGAUGGGGCCCAGAUGAGAAAGAAAAGGAGAAGGAGAAGGAGAAGAGGACAACAGAUGCAGAGAAGGAAGAUGAGUCUCACUCUCAAGGAAAUGCAGGCAACAACACUAGAGUGGUCUCUGAGCGUGAUCCCGAAUCACGUGAUAAAUGGAGGCCACGACAUAGAAUAAUGGAGGCAAGUUCUGGUGCCUUUCGUGCUGCACCUGGAUUUGGGGUUGACAAAGGAAGGGUUGAGGGAUCAAACUCAAACUCAAACUCAAACCCUAACAUGGGGUUUACUGUUGGACGUGGCAGAUCUAGUGCUACUGUUGCUGUAAGGCCUUCAUCUCCAGGUUCCAUCGAGGGUGUGCCUGGAAAGCCUCCUGGGGUUGGGGAUAUGUUUUUCUACCCAAGGGGAAAGCUUCUUGAUAUAUACCGUACACAGAGACUUGACCCUUCUUUUGGUAACAUGCCUGAAAAGAUUCAGGAAGUACCUUCUAUUACUCAAGUAGCUGCACUGGAACCUCUUGCUUUUGUUGCUCCUGAUGCAGAAGAGGAGGCCAUCCUUGGUGAUAUUUCCAAGGGAAAACUCACUGGUAGUGAGUUGGUGGCCAGCAGGUCGAGAGUUAUCGGGUCAUCUGAGAACAUUACAGUUGUCUUGGAUUCAACAUCCACUGACGGGAAAGAUGGUACUCUACUCUCGGGAGACAAUAUGAUUGACCAAAAUCAAAAUGAUUCACGCUUUGAUAGUCAAAGAUUUAAAACAAGAGAGGGGCAAGAUGCUAAUUGGGAUCAAGAGCAAGAAAUCCCUCAGAUGGAAUCAUAUGCACUGCAAACACGGUCAAACAGCAGUACUAUUGACCAGAGUCAUGAUAAAGCUUCUAAUUUUGACGGCGUAGAUUUGGCUUCUAUGGGGCAUCGGCCGUUUAAUGAUGUCCAGCCAUCUUCAUUUGAUAUCAAUUCAAAUCUUGUUGAUGAAUCGAACUCUGUAUUUGUUAAUCCAUCUUCUGAGCAAUAUUGGACAAGAAAUAUGCAGGAUAAUACAAAUGAACAAUUAACAAGUGGCAUCAUGCCUGAGGAGUUAAGUCUUUACUAUCGUGAUCCUCAAGGGGAGAUCCAGGGGCCAUUUCUUGGAGUAGACAUCAUUUCAUGGUUUGAGCAAGGAUUUUUCGGGGCAGAUUUGCCAGUUCGAGUGGCAGAUGCACCAGAUGAAGCUCCUUUCAUGGAAUUAGGUCAUGUUAUGCCACACUUGAUUCCCAGGCAUGAUUACACCACCAGCAAUGAUCCAAGUCCCAACUUGGACAAGUCAUCUGAUGGUUUCCAAGGGAGCCUGGAUGCUAGUGUUUCAGUUCCUGCUCCUGUUUCUGAAAUGGGCUUUUUGUCUGCCUCAGAUAAUCCACAUUGGCAAUUGCCUGAGUUCAAUGGUUUGUCAGGAAAGCAUGCUCAAGUCAGAAUACCUGACCAUGAAGGCUCUUUGCAGCAUUUAUACUCUGAGGGUCAAAGCUUCCAUGAUGAAGAAAUUGUUUUCCCAGGAAGACCUGGCAGCAGCGAGUCUGCAUCAAAAUUUAUGAACAACCACACUGUUCCAUCUGAUUUAAUCGAACCUGGCAUACAGAGUAGUAGCGAGAAUAAGAUGCACCCUUUUGGAUUGUUAUGGUCUGAGCUAGAAGGGUCGAGUUUGAGAAAUGAUCAGCCAUCUAAGACAAACUUGGCUGGUGGUAUCCAGCAGCAAUUUGUGAAUUUACCAAGUCAGAGGGCCUCUUCUUUCAACACAAUACCUGAUGCUGAUGAAUGGUCAGAUAUUUAUAGAAGAAAUGCCAUGGAUCAACAGGCCAAUGACUUUGAUUUAUCGGAAAAACUUAGGUCUCACCAAAUUCAACAACAGCUGCUCCAACAGCAUAAUCUGCUCAACUCUCAACAUCACUUGAAUGAAUCAAUGCUGGACCAUGUUUCUAUAAACCCAAAACAGUUGGCUGGACAAACUGGGCAAGGUCUUGAUCACCUAAUGGCACUACAGUUGCAGCAGCAGCAGAGGCGGAUUGAGCUUCAUCGGCAGCAUCAAUUACAGUCGCAUCAGUUGAAUCAACAGCAAAUGCUGCUCAAGGAACAGCAAUCACGGCAGUUACUUCUUGAACAGUUGGCCCAAAAUCAGAUGCGUGCAGCACAAGCACAAUCACGUGCGGAUGCUGCAAGAUCAAAUAAUGCACUCGAUCAGAUUCUUCUCAAGCAUCAGAUCUUGAAUGAACUUCACCAGCGUUCACAGCAUGUCGAUCCAUCAUCAAUAGAGCAUCUGAUUCAAGCAAAGUAUGGUCGUCAAGGUCAAGGUCAAGGACAUCCAAACGAGCUGUUGGAGCUCAUUGCACAUGCGAAGCAUGGCCAGAUGGAACAUCAUAUGCUUCAGCAGGAGCAGUUUCAGGGAAGGCAGCAGCUGCCUUUGCCUUUGGGUUUGGGUUUAAGGCAGAGGAUGGAGAUGGAAGAAGAGAGGCGUCUUGGUUCUGUCUGGCCUGGGCCGGUUGAUGAAACCACUCAGUUUCUAAGAAAUGCUGGUGGGCUUCACCGGGUCAACUCCAGUGGCCUCAGUCCUUUAGAUGUUUAUCAGCAACAACAGAGACUGCCUUCAGAGGAGUUGAGUCAUUUUGAGAGGAAUCUUUCAAUGCAAGAGAGACUUCAGCAGAGUGUUUAUGAACGCUCGUUACGUAUGCCAGGUGGUGGUCCUGCAAUGAACCUUGAUGUUAAUUCCAUGGGUCGAGUUAAUCAGAAUAUGCAGGAGUUCAAUGCUCCAUUGCACCACGGUGGUGUUGCUAAUCAGCAUCCGUUAGCCUCGAACUGCUUCCAUCCCUCCUCUCAAAUGGGUGUGGGUGCAGAGGGAGCCUGGUCUGAAAGCAAUAAUGGGAUUGGGCAUGGGCAUGGGCAAAUGCCAAACGAGUGGAUGGAGUCGAGGAUUCAACAACAGCAGCCGCAUAUUGAUAAUGGAAGGCAGAAGGAAGUGAGAAGGAUUUCUGAAGAUCCGAGUGUUUGGAUGUCUGCUGGAAGCAAUGAUGACCCUUCAAAGAGGUUGCUUAUGGAACUGCUUCAACAGAGUCAGAACCCCCCAGAGAUUCAAUCAUCUUCUACUGAAGAAACAUUAGCAUUGGAUGUGAGUAAUAAUCAUAAUAAUAAUAAUAAUAUGGUACGAUUCGAGAAUAGGGAUUAUUUUAGGACCAACUCCAAUCGUUCCAUGAAUCAAGACGUUGGGCUUAAUCACCCCUCAUUUGCUGGUGCGUCUUAUGGCUCUAACUCAGGCAACACAUCACAAGGACUGCUGGUGGAUGAGACAAUAAUUGGUUUGCAUACUACUAGAUCUAGUUCAGGAGCAAUGGCAAGUCCAUUCUUUUCUGACAUUAAUGAAUCCUCUGACAACAUGGCGGCCAUAGAACGAGGCUUUUUUGAUAUAGAGGGAAACAGAAGAUUACUUAAAACCGAAGGUAAGGGUGUAGAAGAAGAAAUAAUAUUUCAGCAGGGUGACCAUGGGGAAAUGCCAAAUAAUGUUGGAAGGCACACUAGUGCUGCUGCUGUCUUUGCAGGUCAAGGUGGGAAUAAAAACUUGUACAAUGAGAAGAUUGCAGGAGAGGCUAAAGACAGCAGCAGGGGGAUGGUGCCUACAUCAAAGAGGUCUACUCCUGAUAAUAUCUUGGUGGGACGUGCAUCAUCAUCAUCCUUAUCAUCCCAUGAAGGGUUAUGUGAGGUGGCUUCUAGAGGAAGAGAUGGCCAUAGCCUUGAUGAAGCAGGUGGAGGUGGAAGAGAAAACAUGUUAAUGGGUGGAAAGAAUAAGAAAGAGGAGGGUCGAUUCAGGAGAACAUCAUCAUCAUCAUCAUUAUCAUUAUCACUGAGCGAUGCUGGUGAUGUGUUAGAGACGGCAUCUUUCAGUGAUAUGCUUAAAAGCAAUCAUAACAAUACUAGUAAUAAUAAUAAGAAGCCCCCCUUGGCAGCAGCAGAUCCAGCAGCAGAGGCUACAGCAGAGGGACAUAAUAGCAAAACUGGUGCUGGUGCUGGCGGUGGGAAAAAGAAAGGCAAAAAGGGGAGGCAGAUCGACCCGGCUCUGCUUGGUUUUAAGGUUACCAGCAACCGCAUUAUGAUGGGAGAGAUCCAACGCAUUCAAGAUUGAACAAGUUUGUUUUUUCUCUCUUUCUUGUGGUAUUUAUGUGUUUGUUUUUUUUUUCUUCACAAUUUACAACCCAACAACAUGUAACAUCUUUUAACCCACCCAACAAAAUAGAUUAGGUUGCAUAUGUUAACUGCAUGUAUAGGUAAUAGGAUGUAGCAGUCAACAUAACAAAUUGGCCACCUUGUAUAAUUUUUGUAUAUUCUGUUUGACAGAGUUGAAUUCAACCAAAAUAUGGAACAAACUGAGUAAGCUACUCA
Lactuca sativa (garden lettuce) is the source of this 5130-nucleotide messenger RNA. RefSeq lists its product as uncharacterized. Lineage: Eukaryota; Viridiplantae; Streptophyta; Magnoliopsida; Asterales; Asteraceae. The record is from RefSeq and is a predicted model, not a curated record. Gene Ontology annotation, molecular function: protein binding.